Messenger RNA from Boleophthalmus pectinirostris (great blue-spotted mudskipper), 1986 nucleotides. RefSeq names its product amidohydrolase domain containing 2 (gene amdhd2). The record is from RefSeq and is a predicted model, not a curated record. The coding region runs from base 397 to 1617 and encodes 406 amino acids. Gene Ontology annotation, molecular function: N-acetylglucosamine-6-phosphate deacetylase activity. The transcript has 12 exons. NCBI's taxonomy places the organism in Eukaryota, Metazoa, Chordata, Actinopteri, Gobiiformes, Gobiidae. Gene Ontology annotation, biological process: N-acetylglucosamine catabolic process.
UCUCUUCGGUGUCUGAUCAGCUGACCGCUCGUCACGUGACUUCACCCGCUUCCUGUUUUCUUUUCUUCAGCUGAAACUGCACUUUUGGAGACAUUUUUUGGGAGAUUUUUACUUUCGCAAAACACAACAUCGGGUGAAACUUUUUGAUUUGCGUGGUCCGUGUUCGUUUGCGUGGCGGUCACGUGACGCGGCCGCGGGACACACCUUUUAAUGCCGACUUUUUUCAUGUUAAACAAAAAAUAUGCGGCCAAGUUCUGCCAAAAAUUGAAGGAUUUCUGGAUUGUUAACCAAGCCGAUGUUUUCCUGAGAUAUUAAAGAUUCAGAAACGUCUUAACUUUUUAACCUCUUUAAAAUCUGCUUGCGAAAACCAAUUUUGUAUCUUCGUCUUGGAAAAAAAUGCCGUCAAAUAAAUCUGUGUCUGACGCCCCCAUCUGUCAGUUUGUGAACUGCAGGAUCCUGAGAGACCACAGACUGCAGAGAGAGGACCUGUGGGUGCGUGAGGGGCAGAUCUUGGACCCAGAGAAGUUGUUUUUUGAUGAAAAAGGAUUUGCAGACAAACAAAUCGACUGUGACGGACUCAUCAUCGCACCGGGCUUCAUCGACGUACAGCUCAAUGGUGGUUUUGGAGUGGAUUUCUCUCAGUCUUCCUCAGACGUCGCUUCUGGAGUUCGUUUGGUGGGACACAGGAUCCUGGAGCACGGAGUCACGUCCUUCUGCCCCACACUGGUCACCUCGUCCCCCUCCGUCUACCACCAGGUUCUUCCUCAGAUCUCAGUCCAAAACGGAGGAGCACACGGAGCCGGAGUCCUGGGCGUGCACGUGGAGGGCCCCUUCAUCAGCGCUCAGAAGAAGGGGGCCCACCCGGAACAGUACCUCAGGACCUUCUCGUCCCCCGGCCUGUCGGACCUGCUGCAGACGUACGGGACCCUGGAGCCGGUGCGGGUGGUGACUCUGGCCCCGGAGCUGGAGCACAGCGGGGGGGUGGUCCGGGAGCUGAGCCAGCGGGGGGUCACCGUGUCUCUGGGUCACUCCACUGCAAACCUGAGUCAGGCCGAAGAUGCGGUUCAGAGCGGAGCCUCGUUCAUCACUCACCUGUUCAACGCCAUGCUGCCUUUUCACCACAGAGACCCGGGCAUCGUGGGGCUUCUGACCAGUGACCGAGUUCCCGCCGAGAGGACGGUGUUUUACGGCAUGAUCUCAGACGGAAUCCACACCAACCCCGCCGCCCUGCGCAUCGCCCACAGAGCUCACCCAAAAGGUCUGGUUCUGGUGACAGACGCCAUCAUGGCCAUGGGGCUUCCUCCAGGACGCCACACUCUGGGACAGCAGGUCAUCGAGAUCCAGGGACUGCACGCCUACGUCGCAGGAACAAAGACUCUGAGCGGGAGCAUCGCCACCAUGGACAUGUGUGUGCGCCACUUCAGACAAGCCUCAGGUUGUAGUGUGGAGGAAGCUCUGGAGGCCGCCUCUCUUCAUCCGGCUCAGCUCCUGAACCUCAGUCACAGGAAGGGGGCGCUAGACUACGGCUGUGACGCAGAUCUGGUGUUACUGGACGACGACUUGAACGUAAAAGCCACGUACAUUUGCGGAGAGGAAGUCUGGAGGAAGAAGACGUGAAAUCAAAAAGUCUUAAAGUCUCACGACACCGAAAGAACCAUCAGGACCCGAGCUCCAGGGCCUGAACUCAAACCGUCAGACGGGUCAGAGGUCAGAGGUCAGAGACACGCUUCUGUUCAUCACUCUGAACUUCUCCAGGAAAGAGGGAAAUUCACAAAUACUGAACCUGUUUUUAUUAUCGGAGCUGAGACAAAAUUCUAGAAAAUAAAUCAAUAAGAUGAACUCGAGCCGUAAAACCCGUCGACUCUUUACUGUGAAAUCUGUCUCUGUUCUUCCUGAUCGAGUUUUAUUUUUUAAUCUUACUCCUUAUCAGAUUAUUCAAAUUGUUUAUACGAUCUUUUAUUUUGAUAAUAAAGUUCUGUAAAUUGA